Molecule: messenger RNA, 1248 nt
Organism: Acanthamoeba castellanii str. Neff
Lineage: Eukaryota; Discosea; Longamoebia; Acanthamoebidae
Product: GRAM domain containing protein
Exons: 7
Coding region: 1-1248 (415 amino acids)
Source: RefSeq, a predicted model, not a curated record
AUGAAUUUCAUCUCUCAUCUGCUGGCGAGUAAGGGCGACAGGGGGUCUGCCGAGCGCCCUGUCGCUGCAGGCCCCUUUCCGCCGGCUCACAAGAACUCCUCCACCACAGCUUCUCCCGAACCUUCUCCUCCCGUCUCGCCCCGAUUCAAAUCGCCACCAGCCGCAUCUUCAACAACACCGGCCGGUGCUAUCUCGCCACGGGGCCGGCCCACUGCAGAGGACCACCAUCUACAGCAGCAGCACGGAGCUCCAACGGCCGCCGUGCCCACCAAUGUAGGGCACGACGGCGAGGUCGAGAAGCUGGUCAAGGUCCUGCGAACUCAGCUGCACGCCCUGAAGAAGGAACGAGCGGCGCAGGACGCCCGCUACGUGGCCCUCGCCACCAAGCACCAGGAGGACAAGGAGCUGCACGAGGCCUCCCUCGACCAGCUCCGACAACACAUGGCACACAUGAACGACAGCUUGGCGCUCCUGCGGGAGGACAGAGAGCUCCUCAACAGAGACGUGCUGGUGGAGCGUGAGGCCAACAAAAAGCUGACCGAGGAAAACGACCAGCUCAAGAUACAUCAGGGCGAACUAAGCAGACACCACAAGGAGUUGGAGGACCAACUGGCUACCAUGGCUGCGAGCGAACUGACUGCUCGCAAUUUUGCGGCCAACACGCGAUCAAUCGAAGACGCGCAGACCGACGCUACCUUCCGACAGCGAUUCAACCUCCCUGCGACCGAGUUCCCCAUCAUCAGCUACUAUUGCUGCCACAAGCACAUCUAUCAUGGCUGGCUCUACAUCACGCCAGCCUACGUGUGCUUCGAGCCUGCGCUUCUGUCUAAGGAGAGUUCGCGUAUCACGACACCACUGACCUCCAUCACGACGCUCGCCAAGGUACGAGGGUUCAAGUACAUACCGGGCACAGACAACGCCCUCAUAUUCAAGCUGAAGAGCGGAGUAGAGUACUUCUUCAACAACUUCACGCACAGGGACAGCGUGAUCGCCAAUGUGGUGCAUCAGGCGGCCAAGUUCGGGCACCGCAUCCAGUCGCAGGACGAGAAGCAGAUCCCGGACGAGGGCAAAGCGCCCAAGAGGCCCUCUGACGGCGUCGAGCCCCCCGCUAGCUUUGGCUCCUUGGGCCAGUCCAAGGACACCGACUCGCUGCCGCGCCCUUCCUCUAACUCCUUCGACCACAGCAACGUUGUCCCACUCCCUCGGGUCUCCCAUCAGCGCCCUCGGUCCCUCAGCGACGUAGGCUGA